Amphiprion ocellaris (clown anemonefish) is the source of this 2796-nucleotide messenger RNA. RefSeq names its product ral GTPase-activating protein subunit beta-like. Gene Ontology annotation, biological process: activation of GTPase activity; regulation of small GTPase mediated signal transduction. The transcript is spliced from 21 exons. The record is from RefSeq and is a predicted model, not a curated record. NCBI's taxonomy places the organism in Eukaryota, Metazoa, Chordata, Actinopteri, Pomacentridae. Gene Ontology annotation, molecular function: GTPase activator activity. The coding region runs from base 1 to 2646 and encodes 881 amino acids.
AUGGAGUUUGGUUCGAAGGUUCUAGAGCUGCAGCUGAUGGGUCUCCAGGUGUCUGAGGAGGUGUGUCCUCCUGUUCUGGCCUCCAUCCUGCUGAACUCCACUCGUUUGUUCUGCUGUGACCUGAGAGGAGUGAACCUGUUGCUCCCCUCCUUCAUCUCAGUUCUGGAGAAUGUGCUGCUCGACAAAGAGCUGCUGAGGUUCAAAAGAUUAGUGAGUCUGGUGGAUUUAAGGCGAGCGUCCAUCCUCAUCCUGCUGUCCCUGCUGCCCCUCCCUCUGCAGUUUGGAUCCCUCCAAUCAGAGGUCUUACUAGAUGGAAGGUUCAGUCCUGAUGGUGUCAGAACAGGUAGCUUUCUGUCUCUGAAGCCCCGCCUCCUCAGUGUUCUGAUUGGAGCUCUGCAGAUGGAGACAAACAUGUCCAACACACAGCUCCUCCUGGCGGCGAUGCUGAAUGUGGUUCAGGACUCAGCUCUGUUUGAGGCUGCAGGACAAACCCAGCAGGAACCUGAGUCCAAGCAUGGUGGAGCCAGACCCAGACGGACUGGGGGAACCAGUGGGACCAGUGGAACCAGUGGGAGCAGACGCACCAGAGGACCAGCUGUCCAAUCAGAUGCAGCGGCAGUUCUGUGGGUUCAGUUUGUGCGGUGCCUGACUCAGCAUCUGACGUCUCAGUGGAGGAAUGACUCAGCAGUUUGUCUGUCGGCACUGGAAGUACUGGGAGGACUGGCCAAGGUGCAGGUUCAGGUGGAGGAGGUGGAGAGGAGGCGAGCUGUCAGCUCCGUCUGUACCUACAUCGUGUUUCAGUGCAGUCGUCCUCCUCAGCUUCACUCCAGAGAUCUGCACUCCAUCAUCGUUGCCGCUUUCUACUGUCUGAAUGUCUGGUUAACCCAACACCCCGCCCUGCUGGACCACCAGGAGUGUCUGUUGGAGGUCCUGGAGAUUGUGGAAUUAGGGAUUUCCGGCAGUAAGUCCCGAGAGGAACAGGAAGUGAGGCGUAAAGAGGAGAAGGACCUGAACCCGGCGUCUCUGAGGGUGAAGGAAGCGGCUGAGGCCACGCUGAGCUGUGUUAUGCAGAUUUCUGAGGCGUUCCCGUUUGUUGGUGGGUCACUGAGUGAAGACGCUCUGAUUGGCUGCUCUGGUUUAAGUGACAGCAGCCUGAAGAAGUUCAGAUAUUUUGUGGUUGAAAGCUCCAUCAUUCUGGCCAUGUUGGAACAAGGACUAGGACCUGAGCAGGCUCCAUAUCCGUCGCUCACAGUAUUGAUCAGAGGACCGUCAGGACGUCACACCUGGACUCUACAGCUCCAUCUGCAGCCCAGAGAGGGACGAGCACAGACACAGCAAACUCUGAUCCCAGAACAGUGUCGGGGAACCCAGGAGGACACUGGGAUACGAAGUCCUGUCAAACAUCAGCUGUUUCCUGAAAACAUGGACAGAGUUCCUCCAGUUAGAGCAGACCGGAGCAUUCCAGAUCUGCACGAGACCGCAACAGAGCAGGUGCAGCAGCAGCUGGAGCGUCUGCGAGCAGCGUUGAGGAGGCAGCAGCAGAUUGAGGCUCGGCCAAUAGUCAGUGGCCAUUCGGACGUCAUGACAACCUGCAGACCACCGCCCCUAGCGACCCGGUUCCAGACAGCAAGACUCUUCCUGUCCCACCUGGGCCUCCUGACACCUGACAGUGUGAAGGACCCAGGUAUCAGCGGUGUCCCCGCCCACCUCGUCUCUCUGGACUCGUCUCUUCCUGGUUUCUCUGAGAGUCUGAGACGAUUGGAUGAACUGCCGUCCAGAAACUGUGACUCCGCCUUCAUCUUCUACAUGAGAGCAGGACAGAAGACAGCUGCUGAGGUCCUGAGGAACGUGGAGUCUCACUGCAGCGUCCAGUCUCACUUCCUGGACCUGCUGUCAUCUCUCGGUUGGCCGUUGGAGGUGGGGCAGCAGCAUGGGGGCGGGGCUAACAGCAGCCACUCAGAGUUCCGUGCCGUGCUGGGGGACAGCGGAGGAGGCGUGUUCGAUGGACAGAGGUUUGUCCUGAUGUUUGCCGAUGCCCUGACAGAGAUCACCUUAAUCGUCCCGUCGCCGUCACACAAAGCAUUCGAUUGGUCGAGGACUUCAGAGGAGGUGGAGACACUGAAUGAGUCACCGUCUGACCUGCAAAGUCACCCUGACUCUGCCCCCAACUCCACCACUUGUCCCGUUGAAGACAUGAAGUUGGGUUCUCCGGUUUUUGGUUCCUGUCAGCUGAUGAUCGUUUGGGUGGAACGCUUUGAGAACGUCGAGAAUUUCCCCCUGAAGGAGCUGCUGUCAGAGACCAGGACCCAGACCAGGACCAAGGCAGAGUCCAGUCCAUCAAACGUCCAGCUGGUCUUCAUCCAUCCUCUGAGAACUGGACUCUACUCAGUCUGUCUCCAUGGAAACGGCUCCAGCAAGUUCAGCCUGGCCGUCCCAUUGGUCAGCGGAAGUUUAGUCAGCAUGAGGUCACUGGGUUUCCUGAUCAGAGAGAUGGCCAUCAAUGGUUGCCAUAGGAGACGGCUGGACAGUGACUCCACCCACCCACCUCACAUCAGACGGAAACACGCCAUCAGUGACAUCAUCCAUUGGUUCCGGGGCCGCCGCUCUGAGCCCGCCUUCUACUCCGCCCUGUUCCAGGACCUCUGAGCUGUUGCCAUGGAAACCCUUUUGUUUUUACUUGCUGUGUUUAAAAUGUGUGGUAAACCGGCCAAUCAGAACAAGGUAUACGGCUGUUACAGGUGACUGUGAUUGAUGACGUCACCUGGCUGGUGAUGCAUAAUAAAAGUGUCAAAGGUC